AGGUGGACGAAAGUAAUUUGGAUCCAAACGGAGAUCCGAUAACGCCGCAAUUUCGUGCUGCCCAUGUGGAGCCGAUGCGUCGACAGGCCCGCCCACCGUUUCAGGAUCGGAAUUCUGUGCGUGAUCCUGAGCCGGACCAGCAAGUGGAGCACCCCCAGCCAGAGGUACUGAAAAUGUUUACGCUGCCAACGCCGCUGGGCGAGCGUAGGGACUGGCACGAUUACAAGGCAAUGGAAGCGGACAAAGCACGCAUCGGCAUGGGCGAACACGGACAGCCAGCCACCAUUGAUCCCUCGGAAAGAGACCUGGAACAGCAGGAAUACCGCAGGAAUGGCUUCAAUGGCUACCUCUCCGACAGAAUCUCGGUGAAUCGCUCAGUGCCAGAUGUGCGAAAAGAGGCUUGCAAGUCGCGCAAAUAUCUGGCCAAGCUGCCCAAUGUCAGUGUCAUCUUCAUUUUCUACAACGAACACUUUCAGACGCUUCUGCGCUCCGUUUACAGCAUCGUCAAUCGCACGCCUCCCGAGCUGCUUAAGCAAAUUGUGCUCGUGGACGAUGGCAGUGAGUGGGAGACGCUUAAGCAACAAUUGGAUGACUAUGUCGCUCUACAGUGGCCCGAUUUAGUUGACGUGGUGCAAUCCCGAGCGACGUGGCCUGAUUGGAGCACGUCUAGCGGGCGCUAA
Messenger RNA from Drosophila hydei, 680 nucleotides. RefSeq names its product N-acetylgalactosaminyltransferase 4-like. The transcript is spliced from 2 exons. Gene Ontology annotation, cellular component: Golgi apparatus. The record is from RefSeq and is a predicted model, not a curated record. The coding region runs from base 75 to 680 and encodes 201 amino acids. NCBI's taxonomy places the organism in Eukaryota, Metazoa, Arthropoda, Insecta, Diptera, Drosophilidae.